GAGAAGUACAAUAAGAUCAUACCAUCAAUAACCGAUAGCAAUAGGAAGCUACUAGGUAGGCAGAGACAUCAGGAAGCAAAUCAAGUUCCAUACCAGGCUUUACAAUAUUUCUCAGAAAUAGAUGAUGAAACUUUGGAUACUAGGUGA
Molecule: messenger RNA, 147 nt
Organism: Acaulospora colombiana
Lineage: Eukaryota; Fungi; Glomeromycota; Glomeromycetes; Diversisporales; Acaulosporaceae
Source: the annotation of a GenBank genome assembly